Molecule: messenger RNA, 838 nt
Organism: [Candida] anglica
Lineage: Eukaryota; Fungi; Ascomycota; Pichiomycetes; Serinales; Debaryomycetaceae
Source: the annotation of a GenBank genome assembly
CUUCCCACAUACGCCUCUCUGACACCUUCUAAACACACACACACACACAAUGACCAGACCAACCGCCCAGAUUGUAUCGUUGCUUGCCAAAUAUACUCCGUGUGACGUUUCAGAUGCGUUGGUGAACUUUGGACUGAAGACCGGCGGCUACAUUCCCAAUCUUGUGUUGCGCUCGGCAACGUCGUCUCAGGUGGCAGGGACCGCUUACACGGUGUUGUACGCCCCUAAAUCAGACCCAAGACCCGCAGUAAAGCAAUCAUAUAUCGACGAGAUCCCGGAAAAUAGUGUGUUGGUGAUUUCUCUCCCACUUCUGUGUCAACGAGCUUCCGCGCCAUACGUGACCGUGAACAAUGCUCUCUAUGGAGGACUCAUGUCCACGAGAGCACAGUACCGUGGGGCCAAUGGUCUGGUAGUAUUGGGUCGUAUCCGUGACUUGGAUGAACAUGAAGAGUUGGGAUAUCCGGUGUGGUCGUAUGGUGUAGGCAGUACGGCCCCAGGGCCCGUGGCGAAAGUGGUUGGAAUCAACGUUCCAUUGGAGGUACAAACUGGCGAGGAAUUGGCCACGGAUGAGACCAACAAUGAUGACCAAUCAAAUGUAGUCACCAUCAAUCCUGGGGAUUUUGUGGUGGGUGAUAAGAAUGGCCUUGUAGUAUUGCCCGCAUCCUCUUCUGAAUUCGUCUCCCAAGUGGUUGAGUACAUCCCCAAGAGAGUUGAGGCUGACAAACAUGUCAGUGAGGACAUAAAAAGGGGCAAGGGGGCUGCAGAGUCUCAGAAGUUUUGGAGAAGCAAGAUCUAAGUGAGAUAGUAUAUAUACACCCAUAUGAUAUGUUUUACACAC